CCAAGAGGAGGGGAAGUAGCUUCAUUGUAUUGUUGUAUUUCCUCUGAGGCCCAACCAAACCCAAGAACACCAAGACGAGCGAUUUAUAGAUCAGAAAGAGAGAGAAACAUCAAAACAUAACACAAUAUCAAAUUUCGUAGAUAUACAUAUAAAUAUCUGUGUCUAUAUAUUCAACCAGAUUGCGUCUUGACCUAUUUUACUCGCUUCAUCGAUCUGUCCUGUCAUUCCACUAGUUGUGAUUGAUCUUCCGAGCUUUCUUGUUUCUGUGGAUAUUGUAAGUUGAUAUUGUUGUUUGUGAUAUUGUGUGUUAAUUUGGUGAAUUGCUGUUGUUUCUGUGCAAUUGAGAGGAUUUGAUUUGUGUGUUUUGGUGGAAUUAGGGUUUUGAUUGCGCAUUAUGAGCAUCCAUAGCCCGGGGGAAAAGAAUUGAGGAAAAUUGUAGGGAUUGGGGUUUUGAUGUCCAUGGGCGAUGGCGGUGUUGCAUGUGUUCCGCAGCAGCAUGUUAUGGACCAGUUUUCGGUUUCUGAGACUUCAUUGUGCGCUGCCAAACGGAAGCCCAAGCUGGUUAAACGAAAGGUGAAGCGCAAGAUUAAGAUGAAGAGAGAGGGUAGUGGUAGUAGUAAUGUUAAGAGAGGGGAGUUGAGGAAGAGUGAAAUUGCGAGUUUUGGGAAUGAGGUGGAGGAUGAAGUGGAGGAGGGGGAGGUUGAGAAUGGGGAGUUUAUUCCAGAUAAGCCAAGGAAAGUUGAGAUUAGAAGUAGGAUAGAGAAGGUAGAUAGUGUAGCUGAUAGUAGGAAGAAAAGGGAUGUUGAGUUUUCAUCGUCGGGGAGGUGGCAGAAAGGGGAAGUGGAUAAUGGGAAGUUUGGUUCGGGGAAGUAUAAGAACGGGGAGGUUGAUAUGAAUGAAAUUGGGUCCUGGAAAGCGGGAAAAGAUGAGCUGGAAAAUGGUGAGUUUGUUCCGGAAAGAUGGCAUGGUGGUGAGAUGAUGAAGGAUGAUGGUAGUUAUUCAAGAACGCACCGGUAUGAUUCUUCGAGGGACAAGGUAUGGAGGUGUGAUUCUGAGCGGACGCCACCUUUAGGUAAGUAUACAUCUGACAAAGAAUUUAGCAGAAGAAGUGGCCAGUUUAGUAAAAGUUCCUCUAGGUGGGAAGGUAAGCAGGAGAGGAAGCCGAGAAUCAGUUCGAAAAUAGUGGAUGAUGAAGGCUCAUUGAAGAAUGAAUAUCAUGUCAGCAAGAGUCAUGGUAGAGAGUACUCAUCAUCUGCAGGAAAUAGAUUAAAGAGGCAUGGUACUGAUUCAGAUAGCAGUGAUCGCAGACACUACAGUGAAUAUGAUGAUUAUGCAGUGUCUAUGCCUAAAAGUCGGAGACUUUCUGAUGAUGGUAAUCGUCCAGCAUAUGCAGAGCACUAUCAACGGCCAUCUAUGGAGAGACCAUAUCGAAAUUCCAUGUCAUCCAGAAAUAUGUUGUCUGACAGAUAUUCAUCAAGACAAUAUGAUUCUUCUUCCAAAUUUAUUUACGACAGGCAUAAUACUAGUCCACAUCAGUAUGAGCGGUCCCCACGUGAACAGGUCCGCUACCAUGAUCAUCGUGAUCGGAGUCCAGCUCCAACCGUAGCUCACCGUGGUCGUUCUCCUUAUGAUCGGAGUCCAGCUCCAAGCACAGGUCACCGUGGUCGUUCUCCUUAUGAUCGGAGUCCAGCUCCAGCCACAGCUCACCGGGGUCGUUCUCCUUAUGAUCGGAGUCCAGCUCCAGCCACAGCUCACCGUGGAAGAUCUCCUUAUGAUCGGAGUCCAGCUCCAUCCACUGCUCACCGUGGAAGAUCUCCUUAUGAUCGGAGUCCAGCUCCAGCCACAGCUCACCGUGGAAGAUCUCCUUAUGAUCGGAGUCCAGCUCCAGCUACAGCUCAUCGUGGAAGAUCUCCUUAUGACCGGAGCCCAGCUUCAGCUCACCGUGGUAGAUCUCCUUAUGAUCGGAGUCCACCUCCGACUACAGCUCACCGUGGAAGAUCUCCUUAUGAUCGGAGUCCACCUCCGACUACAGCUCACCGUGGAAGAUCUCCUUAUGAUCGGAGCCGUUACCAAGAGCAUAGAAAUGGUAGUCCUAGUUAUUCUGACCGGUCACCACAAGAUCAAAAUAGGUACCAUGAUAGAAGAGAGAGGACUCCAAACUUCCAGGAGCAUUCCUCGCUUUAUUGGGGUAAAAGUGAUAAGCAUAGGGAAAUGAAUAGGAAAAUUGGAUCACAAGAAAAACGACAGAGUCAGCAUGGUAAGAAACUACCGGAAGAGAAGCUUAACGUUAAGAAACCUGAUGGAAGAGAUUCAGAAUUAUUAGUAAAGGAGCCUGAAUACAGGAGGAAUUUGGAUAUUGGAGAUAAGUCACAUGAUAAAAUGGCUAAUCUUCAAUCUCGCAAGGAGGAGGUGUCCUGUAGUCCGUGUGUAAAUAACAAUGAGUCUGUUCAGAUUAACCCAACUACUGAUGAACUGCUUUCUAUGGAAGAGGACAUGGAUAUAUGUGACACACCGCCACAUGUUGCCACUGUGGCGGAUUCAGAUACGGGGAAAUGGUUCUACUUGGAUCAUUAUGGUGUGGAUCAGGGACCUUCUAGAUUGCGUGACUUGAAGAUGCUUGUGGAGAAAGGCAUUCUUGUUUCAGACCACUUGAUUAAGCACUUAGACAGCGACAGGUGGGUGACUGUCGAAAAUGCAGUUUCACCGUUAGUCACUUCUGAUUUUCCAUCCAUUAUUUCAGACACUGUUACUCAGUUGGUGACCCCCCCUGAGGCCCCUGGUAAUGCAUUGUCUGAAUCAGGAGAUGUCAUGCAGGAUGGUAAUCAGUUAAAUGAUGAAAUGGUGGCAGCCUCUACAGUAGUUGGUAAUAUAGCUGCAGCAGAGGCUUCACUUGAUUUUCAUCUUGAUGAACGAGUUGGGGCACUACUAGAGGGUUGUACGAUCGUUCCAGGAAGAGAACUGGAGACAGUAGGCGAAGUGCUGCAAAUGACUUUUGAGCACACAGAUUGGGGGAACUGGGGAAUCUUUGAAGGCCUGACUUGUAAUCAUCAUGCAGAGGAACAUUUUGAUCAAAGGGGAGGAGAGUCCUCAUUGAGUCAUCUAGAAGGCUCUCUGAAAGGAACAGAAGCAAGUAUAAGUGCUCCUUCUAUUGACACUGAUAGUAUGUAUUUGUAUGGCGACUGGUUCUCCGGCAGGUGGUCGUGCAAGGGUGGGGAUUGGAAGAGGAGUGACGAGGCUUCCCAAGAUAGAUCGUAUAGAAGGAAAAAUGUCCUAAAUGAUGGCUAUCCCCUGUGUUUGAUGCCAAUAUCUGGGCACGAGGACCCUCGGCAGCGUCAGAAGGAUGAAUUAUAUAAUUCUUCUAGCAGAAGAUAUGAUCUCCCACUUUGGGCAUUUUCCUCACCUGAUGAACUUAAUGAAUCAAUUAGUAUUAUCAAGUUAAGUCAAAGUAAAUCUAUUUCUGCUAGGGGAGUGAGAGGAACGAUGCAUCCAGUUGUACGAAUAAAUGCCUGUGUGGUUAAGGACCAUGGUUCCUUUGUAUCCGAACCUCGCACAAAAGCUAAAGUGAAGGAUAGACAAUCCUCGAGGUCUAGCAGGCAUUAUUCUUCAACGACUGAUGCAAAGAGACUAUCUGUAGAAGGUAGUUCAAGCAUGAAAAGCAUGCAUGACCAAGACUCUCAGGGAAGUUUGAAGAGCAUAACAUCCAUAAAUAUACCAAAAGACCGACUUUGCACAGCAGAUGACCUUCAGUUACAUAUAGGUGACUGGUAUUACCUCGAUGGUACUGGACAUGAACAAGGGCCAUUAUUAUCUUCAGAGAUUCAGGUAUUGGCAGAACAAGGUAUCAUCCAGAAGCUUACGAGUGUUUUCAGAAAAGUUGAUAACAUAUGGGUUCCGGUAAUCUCAGUUGCACAGGCUUCUAUAGCUGCUGGAAAGACUCAAAGAGACAGUAGUUGUAUUUCUAGAGAAAAUUCUAGAGCACGUCAUCCAGAAACCAAGAGUGAUCUACAUAAUGAGAAUUUUCCUAUCAAUUCAUUUGAUAGUUUGCAUCCACAUUACAUUGGUUAUACUCGAGGCAAGCUCCAUGAGCUGGUAAUGAAAUCAUACAAGAGUCGGGAAUUUGCUGCUGCUAUAAAUGAGGUUCUUGACCCAUGGAUCAACGUGCAACAACCAAGAAAAGAGAUGGAAAAACACGCAAGUAAUUUAUCUGUCACUCGUUUCCAAAGAUCAGAGCAAUUUCGUCCUGGCAAAAGACCGAGACUUCUGCUUGAUGAAAGUGAAGAAAAUUAUGAAACAGAAGAAGACAUACUGGCAGUCCAGAAUGAUGAGUUCUUGUUUGAAGAUCUAUGCAAGGAUGUUACUUUUCCGAAAGAAGACAAAGCAGGUACCAAAAAUGAAGUUGGUUGCUGGGGUUUGCUUGAGGGCCUUGUUCUUGCACGAGUAUUCCACUUUCUCAGAGACGACUUAAAAUCUCUUGUUCAUGCCGAGUCAACUUGUAAGCAUUGGAGAUGUGUAUCCAAGUUGUACAAGAAUCUCUGCGUACAGGCUGACUUGUCCUGUGUUGCUCCCUCUUGUACUGAUUCUGUGAUCUGUAGCAUCUUGAAUGGUUAUAAUAAAGAAAAACUCACUUCUUUGGUUCUACGUGGUUGCACAAAUAUUACUCCGGGUACACUUGAAGAAGUUCUACAGUUGCUCCCUUCUAUAUCAUCUGUAGAUAUUAGAGGCUGCAGCCAGUUCGAUGACUUGACAUCCAGGUUUCCAAGUAUCGCCUGGGUUGGUGGUCGUCUUUUACAUCCAAGAGCGAGGAGUCUUAAACACUUCAAUGACAGAACUUCAUCAAUUUUUAAGACUUCUUAUGGUAGUCUAAAUGAGGAUUCCAGUGGCCUGAGAGAUUAUUUGGAAAGCUCAAGUGCAAGGGACAGUGCAAAUCAGUUAUUCCGCAGAAGCUUAUACAAACGUUCAAAACUGUUUGAUGCAAAGAGAUCAUCAUCCAUCUUGUCCAGGGGUGCUCAUUUAAGGCAUCUGGCCUUCAAAGAAUCAGGAAAUGGGUAUAAGAAGAUGGAAGAAUAUCUAACAUCAAGUUUAAAGGGAAUCAUGAAGGAGAAUACCUCUGACUUCUUUGAGGCUAAGGUUGCACAGAUUACACGCCGGAUGGAAAAUGGCUAUUAUGUCAGUCAUGGUUUGCGCUCUGUUAGGGAAGAUAUAAGCCGGAUGUGCAGAGAUGCAAUGAAAAGAAAAAAUCGAGGUGAGGCCAGAAACAUGAAACAUAUCAUCACCUUAUUUAUUCAUCUUGCCUCAAGUUUGGAUGGUGGCUCAAAAGCUUUCCAUGAGAGAGAGGAGUUGACAAAGAUUUUGACAGAUGAGUCACCUCCGGGGUUCUGUUCUGCUCCCUCAAAGUACAAGAAGAUUGCUAGACUAAGUGAAAGGAAAUACACGAUGAGGAGUAAUGGAUCAUCCUUUACCAAUGGUAUUUCUGAUAAUGGAGAUUAUGCUUCUGAUGGAGAAAUUAAAAGACAUUUAUCGAAGUUGAAUAAAAGGUCUAUAGAUUCAGGAAGUGAAACAUCUGGCGGGUCUUCGGAAGAAACUGAGACAGAUGGGUCGACUUCUUCAGACAGUGAAUUGGGUUUUGAGUCUGAAGGCAGAAAAAGGGAGUCAAGCAGGGAUGACUAUUCCAAUGCAGACGAUGGAUUUGAGACUUUUACAGAUGAUCGUGAAUGGGGUGCUCGUAUGACAAAAGCAAGUCUUGUUCCCCCCGUCACCAGGAAAUAUGAAGUUAUCGAUCACUAUGUGAUUGUAGCAGAUCAGGAUGAAGUGGAAAGAAAGAUGCAGGUCUCCUUACCGGAUGAAUAUAAAGAGAAGCUUGAUGCCCAAAAAAAUGGAACUGAGGAGUCUGAUAUGGAAAUACCUGAAGUUAAAGACUACAAACCUCGGAAACAGCUUGGAGACGAGGUGUUGGAACAAGAAGUGUAUGGCAUUGAUCCAUACACACAUAAUUUACUACUUGAUUCAAUGCCAGAUGAAUCCGAUUGGCCUCUUUCCGAGAAACAUGUCUUUAUCGAAGAUGUGCUACUCCGUACAUUGAAUAGGCAAGCCAGAAGUUUUACAGGCACUGAAAACACUCCUAUGAAAUACACAUUGGAGCCUGUUAUUGAAGAAAUCCUGAAAACUUCGAAAGAAGAACAUGAUAUACGCACCGUAAGAGUAUGCCAGUAUAUGCUAAAUUCCAUUCGAAAACGUCCGGAGGACAAUUAUGUUGCUUACAGAAAGGGGCUUGGUGUUGUAUGCAACAAACAAGGUGGCUUUGUUGAGGAUGACUUUGUCGUGGAGUUUUUAGGAGAGGUUUACCCUGCCUGGAAAUGGUUUGAGAAGCAAGAUGGUAUUCGCUCUUUGCAGAAAAAUAGUAAAGAACCAGCACCGGAGUUUUAUAAUAUUUAUCUUGAGAGACCAAAGGGUGAUGCUGAUGGUUAUGACUUGGUAGUUGUUGAUGCAAUGCACAAGGCAAAUUAUGCAAGUCGGAUUUGUCAUUCUUGUAGACCUAAUUGUGAAGCAAAAGUUACUGCUGUUGAUGGUCAAUACCAAAUUGGUAUAUAUACUGUGCGGCCUAUUGGAUAUGGAGAAGAAGUGACAUUUGACUAUAACUCUGUUACGGAGAGUAGGGAAGAGUAUGAAGCAUCAGUUUGCCUCUGUGGAAGUCAAGUUUGUCGUGGAAGCUACUUAAAUCUCACUGGGGAAGGAGCCUUUCAGAAGGUACUAAAAGAGUGUCAUGGAAUACUUGAUCGACAUCAAUUGAUGCUAGAGGCUUGUGAACUGAAUUCAGUAUCCGAAGAUGAUUACAUUGAUUUAGGAAAGGCUGGACUUGGCAGUUGUUUGCUUGGCGGGUUGCCUGAUUGGCUAAUUGCAUAUUCUGCUCGUCUGGUGAGAUUUAUUAACUCUGAAAGGGUCAAGCUUCCAGAUGAGAUUUUGAGGCAUAAUGUGGACGAGAAGAAGAAAUAUUUUGCUGAGAUUACCAUGGAAGUAGAGAAAACAGAUGCUGAAGUGCAGGCCGAGGGCGUUUACAAUCAGCGACUUCAGAAUUUAGCUCUUACGCUGGACAAGGUGAGGUAUGUUAUGAGAUGUGUUUUUGGUGAUCCAAAGAAAGCGCCGCCUCCACUUGAGAGGCUUAGUCCUGAAGAAGCAGUGUCCUAUGUCUGGAAAGGAGAAGGAUCAAUUGUUGAGGAACUGUUGCAUUGCAUGGCUCCUUAUAUGGAGGAUAGCAUGCUUAACGAUCUAAGGUCUAGUAUACGUUCUCAUGAUCCAUCUGGUUCUGAUGAUGUCCAGAGGGCCCUUCGCAAAUCUUUGUUAUGGUUGAGGGAUGAAGUCCGGAAUCUACAGUGUUCAUACAAGUGUCGGCAUGAUGCAGCUGCUGACCUGAUACACCUAUAUGCUUAUACAAAAUGCUUUUUUAGAAUACGUGAAUACAAGUCUGUAACAUCACCACCUGUUUAUAUCACUCCUCUUGACCUGGGUCCCAAGUACAGCGAUAAAUUGGGCUCAGAUCGUCACGAGUAUUGCAAGACAUAUGGUGAAAAUUACUGCUUGGGGCAGCUAAUUUUUUGGCAUAACCAAGAUGCAGAACCAGAUUGUACUCUAGCCAAAGCUAGCAGAGGUUGUUUAUCUCUACCUGAUAUUAGCUCAUUCUACGCGAAGGUCAAUAAGCCAUCAAGACAGAGAGUAUAUGGUCCCAGUACUCUUAAACUUAUGCUGGCAAGAAUGGAGAAACAAUCCCAAAGACCUUGGCCAAAUAAAGAAAUUUGGUCAUUUGAGAAAUCAAUAAGAGUAGUUGGCAGCCCAAUGCUAGAUGCUGUGUUGCACAAAGCCCCAUUGGACAAGGAGUUGGUGCAUUGGUUGAAGCACAGACUCCCAAUUUUUCAGGCGAAAUGGGAUAGGUAGUCGUUUCAUCAGGACGCCAUGAAGCCGCCGAAGCAGUAGCGGCGGCUUUGUGAUACAGUAGGGAAUUCCUUCUAAUUGUUUGGGAAUGUAACGGUUGAUUAGAGUAAAAUAGGGUUUGUAAUAUUUAUAGUGGUUUGCCUAUAAUUAAAAAGAAGAUAGCAUCUCCCAGGAAAGCAGUUGUUGCUUCUUUUUUCCCAUUCUUAUGUACAGUUGUCUCUAUUAACUCAUCUAAGUUGGUCUGUCUUAUGUGUAACCCAUUGGUUAUAAAUGGCUACAGUUUUGUUUUCUUGA
Daucus carota subsp. sativus is the source of this 8217-nucleotide messenger RNA. RefSeq names its product histone-lysine N-methyltransferase ATXR3. Lineage: Eukaryota; Viridiplantae; Streptophyta; Magnoliopsida; Apiales; Apiaceae. Gene Ontology annotation, molecular function: protein binding. The record is from RefSeq and is a predicted model, not a curated record. Bases 454 to 7926 code for a protein of 2490 amino acids. The transcript has 19 exons.